GGCCAGUGCUGAGAGACCUGUCUCUUUAAGUUGGUGUCAAAGCCGAUUAACGCUGAUCUCGGUCGUGAUUCUGUUUUUAUCGUCUGUUCCCUGAAUAUAUGUUAGUUUCCUGAAUCUAUUUUGGUUUUAAUAUUUGAAGUAGGCCUGUUUAAUUUCGAAUUAAGAUUUUCGACGUGAUACGCAUUUGGAUAUUAAGUUAUGGUCAUGGAGAUCUCAUUCUACUGACAGCGGGUCGGAGAGUCUGAUGUGCGCUGCGCAGCGUGCUAGGACACUCCAACUUUUCCUUGCGCGUCUGUGGUAAGCUUGGAUUACCUCGCUCGUAUACAAAGCUCCUGCUAUCUAUCCUGCUCCACAGUUUUCUUCAAAAUAUGACUAAAUCUCACAGAUGUGAUGCCUCUCGUCACUUUUUGUAACUAUUAAUAAUAGGCCGAAGAUGCAGAAGAGCGUGCGAUACAAUGAGGGGCACGCUCUGUAUCUGUCCGUGGUCGCGCGUAAAGAAGGCACAAAGCGUGGCUCCUUGAGCAAGAAGACGACGGAGAACAGUCGGUGGAACGAAAAAUACUUCGCUCUUUAUCAGAAUGUUCUCUUCUACUUCGAAAACGAUCAAAGCGCGCGGCCGUCAGGAAUAUACCUGCUCGAGGGCUGCACGUGUGAAAGGAUCCCUGCGCCGAAAGUGUCAUCAGUCGGGAAGGAGUCGUCAGAUAAGCAGCAGCAGCACUACUUCUUGGUCGUCUUUGGCCAUGAUGGACAGAAGCCGCUGGAGCUGCGGACGGAGGAGGAGUCUGACUGCAACGAGUGGGUGGAAUGUAUCCAACAGGCAAGUUACUCUGACAUCAUCAUCGAGCGUGAGGUGCUGAUGCAGAAGUACAUCCACCUGGUCCAGAUCAUGGAGACAGAAAAGGUAGCAGCCAAUCAGCUACGCACCCAGCUUGAGGACCAAGACACAGAGAUAGAGAGGCUGAAAGCGGAGAUUGUAGUGUUAAACAAGGCCAAGGAGAGGAUGUUGCCUUUCCAGCUAAACCAGGAGGAAGAGGACCCAGAUAUUAAGAAGAUCAAAAAGGUCCAGAGCUUUAUGCGUGGAUGGCUGUGCCGGAGGAAGUGGAAGAUCAUUGUCCAGGACUACAUCUCCUCGCCCCACGCCGAGAGCAUGAGGAAGAGGAACCAGAUCGUCUUCAACAUGGUGGAGGCGGAGACGGAGUACGUCCACCAGCUGUCCAUCCUGGUCAACUGCUUCCUGCGGCCGCUACGUAUGGCGGCCAGCUCAAAGAAACCCCCCAUUAGCCAUGAUGACGUCAGCAGCAUAUUCCUCAACAGUGAGACCAUCAUGUUUUUGCAUGAGAUCUUUCACCAGGGUCUCAAGGCACGGAUAGCCAACUGGCCCACUCUCGUGUUAGCGGACCUGUUCGACAUCCUGCUUCCUAUGCUGAACAUCUACCAGGAGUUUGUGAGAAACCACCAGUAUAGCCUACAGGUGCUGGCCAACUGUAAGCAGAACCGGGACUUUGACAAGCUCCUGAAGCAGUAUGAGGCCAAUGCUGCCUGUGAGGGCCGCAUGCUGGAGACUUUCCUUACCUACCCCAUGUUCCAGAUCCCUCGCUAUAUCAUCACCCUUCAUGAGCUAAUGGCACACACACCCCACGAGCACGUGGAGCGCAAGAGCCUGGAGUUUGCCAAAUCUAAACUGGAGGAGUUGUCAAAGAUGAUGCAUGAUGAGGUGAGCGACACAGAGAAUAUUCGCAAGAACCUGGCGAUAGAGAGGAUGAUUGUAGAGGGCUGUGACAUACUAUUGGACACCAGCCAGACCUUCGUCAGACAAGGCUCUCUUAUCCAGUUGCCAUCCAGCAGUGAACGAGGCAUGCUCAGUAAGGUGCGCCUAGGUUCCCUGUCACUCAGGAAGGAAGGGGAACGACAAUGCUUCCUGUUUACCAAACACUUCCUCAUUUGCACCCGCACCUCUGGGGGAAAGCUCCACCUGCUCAAGCAGGGCGGUGCAUUAUCUCUGAUAGAGUGCACUCUCAUCGAGGAGCUGGAUGCCAACGAUGAGGACUACAAUGCUGCUGGACAGGGCUUCAACCACCUGGAGUUCAAGAUAGUAGUGGAGCCCCCUGAUAGUCCUGCUUUCUCCGUCGUCCUGUUGGCCCCCUCCCGGCAGGAAAAAGCUGCAUGGACCAGUGACAUCAGCCAGUGUAUCGACAAUAUUCGCUGCAAUGGCCUGAUGACAAGUGUGUUUGAGGAGAACUCCAAAGUCACUGUGCCACACAUGAUCAAGUCGGAUGCCAGGCUUCACAAAGACGAUGUCGACAUUUGCUUCAGCAAGACCCUCAACUCCUGCAAGGUCCCCCAGAUACGCUACGCCAGCGUAGAGCGCCUUCUGGAGAGGCUGACUGACCUGCGCUUCCUGUCCAUCGACUUCCUCAACACCUUCCUCCACACCUACCGGAUCUUCACCACGGCCGCCGUGGUCAUGGACAAGCUGGCCGACAUCUACAAGAAGCCCUUCACCUCCAUACCCGUUAGGGUCCAGUACCACUCAUCCGACCGUCUUUCCAUCACAGCCCUCUGUCCUGACUACAGCUUGAAGAUCACACGGCUUGCCAUGGAUCAGUCCAAAUCCUUGGAACUGUUCUUCGCCACCAACCAGGGCACGUGGGGGGGCGACCACCUCAACAACAAAUCCCCUCGUCUGUGUCGCAAGUUCUCUUCUCCUCCUCCUCUCUCCAUCCCCUCUCGCACCUCCUCGCCCGUCCACUCCCGCAAACUCUCACUUAGCUCCCCAGUUGGCACUAAGGUGGGGGCUCUGGACCUAUCAACCACCCCCUCCUCUUCUGCCGCCAACUCCCCCACCUCCACCCACUGCCCCUCUAUCUCCUCCCCGCCGCCAACCUCCAUCAAGCCACCGUCUGGCUUGUCCUCCCCUCCUCCCACCACCACCCGCUCCCCCAGCUUCCCCCAGACCCAGGGAAUGUCGUCCCCACCCCCCACAUCCACCAAGGCCCCCUUGGACCUCAGCCGUGGUCCAAGCUCCCCAGAGCCCAGCCCUCCCGGCGGGGAGGACGGAGGGGGAGAACUUCCACGUAUUGACGCCUUCUGUGGGAAGCUGAGACGCAGCAUCCGCAGGGCGGUUCUGGAGACUGUGUCUCUGGACAAGUUCAUCCCUGAGGCUCCGCCCACCAGUGAACCAGGAGACAUGUCUCCCUGUCGCUCGCCCUCCACGCCCAGACAUCUCCGCUACCGACCGGCAGGAGUGCAAUCCGGGGAGAACCCACGCUGCACAAUGUCACCGGCCUCAGCCUUCGCCAUCGCCACAGCAGCAGCGGGCCACAGCAGCUCUCAGGGUUUCACCAACAAUGAGAAGACCUGCGACAAAGAGUUCAUCAUUCGCCGGGCCGCAACUAACCGUGUCCUCAACGUGCUGCGUCACUGGGUCUCCAAGCACUCGCAGGACUUUGAGAUGAACGGAGAGCUGAAGAUGGGUGUGGUCGGUCUGCUGGAGGAGGUGCUACGAGAUCCUGACCUGCUGCCACAGGAGAGGAAAGCCACUGGCAACAUAUUAAAUGCUCUUUCUCAAGAUGAACAAGAUGAUGCACAGCUAAAGAUAGAGGACAUUCUACAGAUGAAAAGCUGUCCUCUGCUCCACUUCAUCUUGGCGGAAUGUCCUAAGGCAGAGUGUUUUGAGUCUCUGUCAGCUAUGGAGCUGGCUGAACAGAUCACCCUUCUGGACCACAUCGUUUUCAGGAGUAUCCCCUACGAGGAGUUCUUGGGCCAGGGCUGGAUGAAGGUGGAUAAGACUGAGAGGACUCCCUACAUUAUGAAGACCAGCCAGCACUUCAACGAUAUGAGUAACCUUGUAGCAUCUCAGAUCAUGACUCACACAGACGUUGGUUCCAGAGCCAGCUCCAUAGAGAAGUGGCUGGCUGUGGCCGAUAUCUGCCGCUGCCUCAACAACUACAAUGGAGUCCUGGAGAUCACCUCUGCUCUCAACCGCAGCGCCAUCUACAGGCUAAAGAAGACAUGGGCCAAGGUCUGCAAACAGACCAAGGCACUGAUGGACAGGCUGCAAAAAACGGUGUCAUCUGAAGGAAGAUUCAAGAACCUAAGAGAAACUUUGAAGAAUUGUAAUCCUCCAUGUGUGCCCUACCUGGGGAUGUAUCUGACAGACCUGGCCUUCAUAGAGGAGGGAACACCCAACUUCACUGAGGAAGGACUGGUCAAUUUCUCCAAGAUGAGGAUGAUUUCUCACAUCAUUAGAGAGAUCCGUCAGUUCCAGCAGGCUCCCUACAGGAUAGAGCACCAACCCAAGGUGACUCAGUUUCUACUGGACAAGACGCUGGUGAUGGAUGAGGAUACUCUAUAUGAGCUCUCACUGAAAAUAGAACCUCGCGUACCUCCUGGCUAAACACAAACACUACAAAUCACACACACAUGAAAUACCUAUGCACGUACACAAGCAUGUGCACACAUAUUAGCAUGUGCACUUGCAUGCACGCAUGCACACACAAAUACACACACAAAUACACACAAACAUAAUAAACGUCUCUGUAUGUUUAAUGCUUAUGUAUCAUUUGUAAGGCUCAAACCAGUCGAAUGACGGAGCUUGAGAAUCACCUGCUUUUGAGUUAAAUAAUCCAUAUUUGGGAUGUAGGGCUUAUUACAGAGCAUUGCCAAUUAUCAUGCUCAAAGACCUCAGGUGAAGAUGUGCCUUUGUUGUUAAUAUUUAAUGUACAAUGAAAACCAGAUCUAAUGAACUCUAUUCUUUCAGAUUUGUAUUUAAUUUCCUAAUGAUAAUAUUCAGUACAUCGCCGUUGGCCCCACAGUCAUAAGAUUACACUGGCUGAAGUGUAAGCAUAGCUUUAGGUAUUUCUAAGCCUGGCAACCCGUCCUUCAACAGGCCAAACCUGAACAUCUUUGAACCUGCCAACUCACUAUCAUAGUUUUGUGUGGAUUUAGAGAAUGCGUUAUGGUCGGGACAUCCAAUUCAGGAUGAGUCGUCAGGUUACGAGGGGUUACAGUCUUCUCAUUGUGGAUGGUAACGGGCCAGCCUCUCAUAUGGGAUGACUCACAUAUUUCUCUCUGUAACAUAUACCUAUAUUUAUUCAGAUGCUGAGUUGGGUAUUUUGGUUAGUUAAAUGGUAUCUGUUACAUUCUGAUUAGCCCCUUAUUCCUUUUGAUGCUCAUUGAUUAGAUAGGACUGAACUUUGGUCUGUCAUUUUGCAUGUUUAUUUAGCUAUUCAUUUACUGUACUUCUCAACCAUUUUGUUGAAGAUGUUUAUUCAUCCACAGUGUACAUUGGUUGCUGUUAUUUCUGUUUAGCAUCGGUUAAGUAUUACAAAGUCACAAAAACAAAACUCACAGGAUUUCCGGAUGAAUUCAUUUGUCGGGGCACAAAGAAGCCCCAGCGAGUUCAGAAAAUAACUUCCAGUUUGGUCAAACAAACAUUUCCAGCUUGAAUCCUAAAACAUCCUAUUCAAAAGCCACACAUUACUGUCUUUGAAAAAAGGCUGUUGAAAAGUUAAAGAAAUGAGAACAAAAUGGCUGUUUAUGACAGUAGACAGUUUAUGUACUGUUUAUUUAAAACUUGACUUCCUUUUUUGUCUUCUGUCUAACUCAUUGUUGUUAAUUCCUGUUUGAUAUAUGUAUUUAUUAGUAUUAUUUGAAAGACUACUUGUUUGACAGUAUUAGUAAAAAUCUGUGCACUGUUUUUUUUGGGGGGGGGGGGGGUAACUUGUGCAAACAUUUUUGAUAACUAAAUUAGGGCAUGUUUUUUUCUUCCUUUUAAUGUAUUCGAAUAAUUUUAUUUAAUGCGAAUUGCAUUGGCUGAGAACUGUAGCACACUUAGUUUGAUUGCUUCCUUUUUGUACAGUCCUGAAAUAUCAGGAAUUUCUUGACAAUGAAAUGCACUGACAGUAUAUAUGACCCCUGCUUUUAUACAUUACAAAUGUACUUGGUUAUGAUCCUAGCUGUUGUAUUUUUUCAUGCACUUCUAUAGAGAAUGUACAGAUAUUUACACUUCUGGCUUGUAAAUAAAUAAACGUUUUUAAUG
Messenger RNA from Osmerus eperlanus (European smelt), 6040 nucleotides. RefSeq names its product ras-specific guanine nucleotide-releasing factor 2-like. The record is from RefSeq and is a predicted model, not a curated record. Bases 434 to 4396 code for a protein of 1320 amino acids. Gene Ontology annotation, cellular component: plasma membrane. The transcript is spliced from 29 exons. Gene Ontology annotation, biological process: Ras protein signal transduction; positive regulation of GTPase activity. Gene Ontology annotation, molecular function: protein binding; guanyl-nucleotide exchange factor activity. Lineage: Eukaryota; Metazoa; Chordata; Actinopteri; Osmeriformes; Osmeridae.